AUCAUGUCGAUGCUGUGUUUGGGCAACAAAAGCGGUAUCAACCAGUUCUGCAUGAUCUGCUGUCCAGAUUUGCCACACUUUGCAGCUGGUGAAAGAAUUUUUGUCCAGUUUGUCAGUGGCUGGUUGAUGCUGUGACAUUUUUGAUGGAUGGUGUGCCCAUGGUCGAUUCGAUUCUGGCAGAGGUGAUGUUUGUGGAAUGAUUUGGCAAUAGCGACACGCCGUGGCGUUGCCUUGUUCUUGAAAAUGGCUGAGACGUUACCGGCUCUUGAGGCUCUCUUGACGGAGUUGUUUGGACCAGCUGCGAACAACAGUGAUCGUGUGCAAGAAAUUUCGAAGCUGUUGAAUAAUUUCUCGCAGCAAGAUGGGUCAUGGCGCUACUGUUUGUAUUUCAUGGAGAACAGUCGCAAUGAGUAUGUCCUGAUGUACUCAACCAAGGUCCUGGAGGAUCUAGUUAACCACACCUGGGCUAGUGUUGACGUUGCACAGAAGUCCGAGCUGCGUCAGUUUAUCAUUGAGUAUGCUGUGCGCAGUCACUCUCAGAUUGUGCCCUACGUCCGUAACAAGCUGGCCAAGGUCAUUGUGGACAUAGCACGUCAAGACUGGCCCCAUGACUAUCCACACUUCCUGGACACUGUCAUACAGCUGCUUCAACGCGAGGACACAGCGUCGUUUGGCCUACUGGUGUUGCUGACGCUGUCGCAAGAGCUGCACGGCACACGCGAGGAUCUGAGCAUGGCGCGGCGUGACGAGCUCAAUACGCUGCUACUGCAUCACGUACCGACGGUGGUGGGUAUACUCACCUCCAUGCUAGAGCGUACAGUUGAGCAGCAGGAGAUCACGCUGCUGACACCACCCAACACACCCGGUGGUCCGCUGAUGUCACCGCCAGGCAGUAGAUCAUGCUCGCCAAUCCCCUUCAGUGUCGGCACGCCAUCAUCGUUCCUGAAGAGUGGUCCUGCAUUUGGUAAACUGCCCGAUGCCAGCUUGUCAGGCUCGCUGUCUCCACUUGACGGUAACACACUGCAGCUCGCCGAGCUUUGCCUGGAGUGCAUUGCACACUUAGCAUCAUGGGUUCCUCUAGCAAAUUUGGUGACGGAUCAGCUGCUGAAACUAGUAUUUCACUUUGCCUGCACUGCUCAUCUUGAAGACCGUAAUCAGUCACACAAAGCAGGUUACUCGCUUGGCUGCAGAGCCAUGGAAUGUAUCAAUGAGAUCAUAGCCACCAAACUAGUGCCAGCCGAUAUGGAAGCGUUCCUUAUCAAAGUGUUUCGUCAGGUCUUGCUGCUCUGCAAGGUCAUUGUCGAUCAGGACAGUGGCCGGAUGCCGCAAGAUGUUAGGAAUCCACUUAGUUCAUUUGAUGACAAGUAUCUUGACAAGCUACGCGAGUUCUUCCGCUUGUUUGUUCACCAUCACAUCAAGCGUGUAGAUGAGAGUAAUCAAUUCCCUGUACUGGAGUUUCUUGUGCUCUUCUAUCGGUUCACGUUCAAACAGCCACACCUGGAAGGCUACUCGACAUGCCUGGAGAUCUGGAUAGACUUCAUUGAUUUCCUGCAUGUACAAGCUGAAGCUGCGCUCUCUUCGGCGGGUGGACAGAUUGAUGCCAAGCGUCGGCGGGUGGCAAAGUAUGAGGAAGCAUUGUUAGUCCUGUGUGGAGCAGUACUGGACAAAGCACGUUUCUGUUUCAACAGUCAUGAGUUAGAUGACUUAGACACAGAAGCCGAUGGAGAGGAGAUGAGUGAUUGGCAGAUCUUCCUAACGACAUCGCUGGAUGUCAUGUCCAAGGUUUCCCAUCUCUUUACUUCUCCCGUCUUCCAGCGAUUGUGGCCUGUCUGUGUAGAGCUAUCAGAUACGUAUCUGCAAGUCAAACGCAGUUUUGCGAUCUCCUCCUCGCCUAUCAGAUCAGAUAUUGUAGUUGUACGUGACUCACCUAACAUGGUGUACAUGUUGCGUGACUUGAGUACGUUACUGACGGCUAUGGGCAAUCUCGCUGAGCAUUACACUGGCCAGUACUUUCUCAGCACUCUCAACGACGGACAAGCUGUUCUGGAGAGACUGUUGCACUUGGCAUUAAUAACAGCCCAAGAGAAACUGUAUCUCCUGCAAUCAUCAGAAGGUAGCGUGGAAUUCACCAAGGCACUUCAUUCGGUUCAAGGUGAGCUGCUAGGGGCAUUACGUGCCUACUGUCACUGGCUGCAUCAACUCAACUUGGAAGCGCAGCACAACCAAGAAGCAUUGGACAAACUUGUUGCCCUGGUAUCCACCAUGACCGAGAUCUCUGCUGCAUUCUUUGAAAGCUCGGUACCGGAGAGUGUACAGCUGUGCUCUGCACACCUGCUGCUGUCCGUAUCGUCCACCGUUAGACCGCAGUUUCUUUUCUCAUUAUCGUCAUUUCAACAGCUGGCAUCAGCUGCGUCACAGGGCCACUUGCAGCAGCUGCCUGAGAAGGUCUACUUGUUAGUGUACCAUGCAUUAGCUAGUGCAUUGCUUCUACCCUGGCCGGGAUUUGCGGAGGCUGAUCAGCAAUGGCCAGCGCGUAGUGAAGAGUUGCGCAAGUUAGUGAAUGGCAUAACGCAGUCGUUCCAUCAGCUUUGUCGUCAGGCUGGGCUGGCCGAGGACAAGAAUAUGCAGAGCAGAGUGAAGCCAGUCAUCAAGUGUACACUGACAAUUCUGCGUCGCUUGACGGAAAGUGUGGAGAAUGAACAAACUCGCUGCAAGGUCUUGUUACAUCAAGCACUGAUGGAGGCCAUUGAGACAUCGCUCAAUCUCUUUCCUAUCUUCAUCCAAGAGGCUGACGUUGCAUCAGAUCUGCUGGCGUUCUUCCGAGCUCUGUUUGCUUCCCUCAAGGUUCAAGUUGGCAGUUCAUUUGCACAGCGAACUUCAGAAACGAUCAUGUCCCUCUUCAGCAAUGAUGUGUUGCAAACAACGCUGAGAACGUCUCAUCGGCAAGGUUGUGAAGUGAUAGAAAAGUUUUUGACGAUAUUGCAGCUGCUUACCCAAGAAACCAGCUCAUCGUUCAAGUCCUUCUUACCGACCAUCAUCUCGUUCUGCAUGGAGCAGAUCUACCCAUUAGUAGCUGAGAGACCGGAUCCUGACGUGAAGACAGUGUUGUUUGAUGUCUUGAGAGAUGUCUUACUGUGCCACUGGAGAUUCUUUUUCCCGUCCAAUCUGCUUGCUCGAGUACGUGCUGGUAGUGCUGGUGGUGUGGGUGGUGUGGGUGGUACUGCUAGUGCUGAAUCUGAACCCAGUGAACACCAGGAACAGUUCAUUGCCAUCAUGCAGGCAUUUGGCCACUCGUUCCUGCAACCGGACAUUAACAUCUUCAAGAAGAACUUGCAAACAAUGGAAGAUCUGAACGAAAAGUGUAAACUUUACGACAAGGAACUGUUCAGACAGAUGAUGCUGACUCAGUUCAUCAAUGUCUUGCUGCAAGUACUGAUUCACAAGUCACAUGACCUGUUAGCCGAGGAGAUCCAACUGGCUAUCUAUCACAUGGCCAGGACAGAUUUCACUCUCUUCUUCUCGCAGCUCUUGCCUCAGUUCCUGAUUUCAGCCAGUGAAUUGCAGGACUCGCAAAAGCAAAUCUUGGCCGACAACUUUCAGCGUGACCAGGAUCAGCCGUCUUUCAUCAACAAUCUCAAGCGGUUCCUGGGUGACAUUCGCUAUCUUCAUAUCAUCAACCAGAGCUUACCCAAGGAUUCUGUCAAGUUGUGAAGCAAGUGAAGAGGAUUGCGUAGCCACUCGCCCGUCCACCCAUUGGCCCUGGUCCGCAGCUGCCUGCUGUUGCUAUCCUGUUCAUCUCCAUCAGGACUCAGCCACCGCUGGGUGUAUUCUCGCCAGCACGCAUUCCCCAGUGCCCCUCCACUGAUCUGCUGACGGUGUUGCGCUUGUUGCUCCCUAAGCAGCUGAUGUUUUGCUCCGGGGCAUCGUAUCUGUUGCUCCUUAGCAUCGUAUUGGCUACGUGUGGAAGCUACGUCAUUGUCACAGCCAGCAGCGGUUAGGUUCAGUCUCGUCGCUACCACGGCCACAGCUGCUGUGUGUAUGUAGCUGUUCACAUGAUGUCCAGCUGCUGCCUGUCGUCGUCGUCGUCCACCACUGGCACUGCAGGGCGUAGUACCCUGUGUGCCUGUGUAUGUGUGUGUGUGUGUGCCGGUGUGUUAACACUAUUCCUUAGCACUUACCUGCACCACCACCGCCACAGCACAGCGCAGUGACUCCGGGACGGCACCAGCAGUGCGGAGCAGUCAGUGCAGCAUCGCCGGCGGACCUGCAAUCCGCACAGCACAGCUCUUCCUGCCGAAAAGGCAACUGUUGCCUGGUGUCUUUUCCUGCACAGCCUCCGUGAACGUGCACAGCUUCUGUCAUCGUGCACGUUUCCUGACGUGUUGUCACUGCUGUUGCUGCCGCUGCAGCACCUUGUUUUAUUUAUUCUGACAAUGGCCACUGUUGUCAUGACCAGCAUAGCGUAGGUGUAUAUAAUACCAUAGUCAUUGCCUAGAUCCAGUUAACAUGCACUCUGUGCCCAUUGUACUUUGCCACCACGGUUUAUAGUCUUAUCUAUUCUUCUCGUUCUCUUUCUGCUGACCGAUUAACCAGUGUGUGGGUGUGUGCGUGCAAGCGUGCGUGUGUACAGUGGGGUGGCUUGGUCACCCUGAUCUCCGUGACGUGUGUCCUCAUCGCUGUGUCCCGUGCUUAUGCUGUGUGUGUGUGUAUAUCUAUAUAGUAAGUGUGUACAAUGUUGUGUGUGUGUGUGUGUGUGUGUGUGUGUGUGUGUGUGUGUGUGUGUGUGUGUGUGUGUGUGUGUGUGUGUGUGUGUGUGUAUGUGGUGACUUGUCCAGCAUCUGUAUACUGUACUUGUUUGCUACUGGCCGUGUCUGCCAUUGCAGUCUCGUACUGCACGCAUAGUGGCACGUGGCAGUUAGUCGGCGUGUGGCCUGAAACAACAGUACGGCCGCAGUGUGAAUACGUAUCUCUCUCUCUCUCCUUUUCCCUGUUGCUCGGUGUCAUGCUUUUCUUGUACAUACCUAUGUGUAUAUUUUGCUAUUUUAUUUUAUUUUUGCCAGCAUGCAAUGCUGCUUCUGCUGUUUCUAUUUUAUUUGUCAAGUAUGUAACAUUCCAUUACUCGCAGGUUGUUGCUGCUGCUGCUGCUGCUGCCUUGUUCCUCUGUUGAUUUUGUUGUUGGCAGUGUUGCUCAUUCCCUGUCUUUAUCCUAUUGACGAACUGUGCUCCAUCUGGUGCUGGACAAUUUCUUACUACUUUUUACCCUUCGGUAUCUUCUCUGCUUGUUGAUGUUUGGUUUUCUGUUACAAAUUUCGAAAUUAUCGGCUUUCAUUCA
This is a messenger RNA of Sycon ciliatum, 5332 nucleotides long. RefSeq names its product exportin-6-like. Bases 244 to 3711 code for a protein of 1155 amino acids. The transcript has 28 exons. Lineage: Eukaryota; Metazoa; Porifera; Calcarea; Leucosolenida; Sycettidae. Gene Ontology annotation, biological process: protein export from nucleus. Gene Ontology annotation, molecular function: nuclear export signal receptor activity; small GTPase binding. The record is from RefSeq and is a predicted model, not a curated record.